Ceratotherium simum simum (southern white rhinoceros) is the source of this 952-nucleotide messenger RNA. The record is from RefSeq and is a predicted model, not a curated record. Lineage: Eukaryota; Metazoa; Chordata; Mammalia; Perissodactyla; Rhinocerotidae.
CCGCGGCGCCAGGGAAGUGCGCAGGCGUGUGAGGCCGGCGUGCGCAGGCGCAAGAAGGGGCAGGUCCCAGUCCAGUCUGGGGGUGUCCGAGCUGCCGAGGCCGCAGAGGAGUGGCCGAACUGCGUGAAUAUCCACGUUUCAGUUUCUGUGCCUAUCAAGAGUUCUAAUUCAUCAUGGAUAAUCUGUCAUCAGAGGAAAUUCAGCUGCGGGCUCACGAGGUUACUGAUGAGUCUCUGGAAAGUACAAGGAGAAUCCUGAGUUUAGCUAUUGAGUCUCAGGAUACAGGAAUCAAGACUAUCACUAUGCUGGAUGAACAAGGGGAACAACUAAAACGCAUAGAAGAAGGCAUGGACCAAAUAAAUAAAGACGUGAGAGAGGCAGAGAAGACUUUAACAGAACUCGACAAGUGCUGUGGCCUUUGUGUCUGCCCAUGUAAUAGAUUCUCAGAUGUUGGUUGUUGCUGUGAAACCAGGACAAAGAACUUUGAGUCUAGUAAGGCCUAUAAGGCAACAUGGGGAGAUGGUGGAGACAACUCUCCUAGCAACGUUGUAUCUAAGCAGCCAGGGCGAGUGACAAAUGGUCAGCCUCAGCAAGCAACCACAGGAGCAGCCAGCGGCGGAUACAUUAAACGGCUGACAGCAACAAAGAUCGUAUUGACAAUGCCAAUGCCAGAGCAAAGAAACACAUUGACCGCUAAAGCUACUGCUGUCCUUUUUUAUCAUUUAUUCACUUCCUCAGCUUCUCCUUCAAAGUCAUUGCCUUUUCAGAGUUUGAAGUUUUGGUUCUACACUCAGGAGAUAACGUGGAAGAAGGGCAAGGAGUAACAGCCCCCUUAUUUUUUUGUUUUCUUUUUCCCUUGAGGGUAGACUGCUGCUCAGCCUUCCUUCUAGUAUUUUCCUGCUCAGUUCAUACUUUUAGAUUAGUUUUCAUACAUCGUACAUAGUGUUGUUUU